UUUCUCUAAUUCUUUCCCUGUGUACAUUGAAUUCAAUCUACACAACGGAACCUGUAUAAAAAGAUUGAUAAUGCAUGCCCGUUUGAUACUAAGAUACUCAGUGGACAUGAAUUGUUGAUGUUUAGACGUUAAUAGAAAUGCUAUCCUACGGUUGGUUAUUUUGAUUUAAUAGCUGAUAGUGUCUUUUAGUAUUUAUGACGUGGUUGGAGAACCCAUUUUGAGUUAUUUCCCUUAGAAAUUAGAAGAUGUGAAUUAAAUUGGAAGUUCGCAUGUAGAGUGCCGACCUUAGACUGGCAAGUGAAUAAUAGGAAUGGUGCCCAAUGUUCUAGGUGUUAUGGCUUGGUUGUAAUUCAUCAAUUUCACUGCUGGUGAUCCGUUCUGACACAGAAUCUGAGUCUGGGUUUUAGAAAUUGAUUGAGUAGAAGUUUUGUCUGUGAUGGUUUGAUGAUAUAAAUGGUUUAUAAUUAGCUCGGGCUUUGGAAUGCGGAUUUAGCGAGAUAAGUGAAUCUCGCGAUGUUCAUAAUUUUGAUGGAUUGCAAUCGCAAUCGGCCUAAUUCUGUUAGAUGGAGGGUACCAUUGCUGAAGAACUUUAUUCCGAGAGUUUGCAGUCAACAAAAUCAAAAUUGGCUGACAUAUCAUUAUCUGAUUACAGACAAAAUCGGCCAUCAGGUUCUGCUGUGAAUGACUCGUGUGAAGAUGAUGGAUCUUUAUGGGGUGGUUCGGAUGAAUGCUUGGAGGAAACAUCUGAUCUGGAUAGGGAGUGGCAUAGAAGACACGACCAAUUUCAUACGAUUGGAUACCGUGAUGGUUUAAUUGCUGGGAAAGAAGCUGCAUCUCAAGAGGGAUUUAAUGUUGGCUUCAAGCAGUCAGUCUCUAUCGGAUAUAAGUUGGGUCUUGUCAGAGGUGUUAGCAGUGUGCUUGCUUCCCUUCCUGAUGACUUGAAAGAGAAGCUAGUAGGGAUUGAAGAAUACAGAAGUAAAUUCCAAAGCUUGUAUGAAUCUGUGAACUCUCUUUCGACAGCAGAUGCACUUAGGCUAUUCCACGACGAUAUUAUGGCACAACACACGAAAGAAGAAUGCGUCGAUGCAAAUACGAGUUCCCAAACAAUAGAUUUGUUGAAGCAAAAUUCAGAUUACGGUCGUCUAGGACAGUUCUAUGGAGAGCUUCAAGCACUGUUACCCAAAUCACCUGCUCUGAAUCUUCAUUUACAUGAAGAACAGUAGCUUCAAUGCAACUUUUGUAGGUUCAGCAUUUGUUAUGUUGAAAUUUUGGGUAUUGAUCUCUUCUGUCAGUUAUGUAUAAUAUUUACAUUUGGGAAUUUCUAUAUUCUCCUUUAAUCCCGAACCAACCAACUCAAAGGAAAGUUUUGAAAUCGAUA
Cucurbita moschata (crookneck pumpkin) is the source of this 1378-nucleotide messenger RNA. RefSeq lists its product as uncharacterized. NCBI's taxonomy places the organism in Eukaryota, Viridiplantae, Streptophyta, Magnoliopsida, Cucurbitales, Cucurbitaceae. The record is from RefSeq and is a predicted model, not a curated record. The transcript has 5 exons. Bases 564 to 1223 code for a protein of 219 amino acids.